This is a messenger RNA of Lentinula edodes (shiitake mushroom), 960 nucleotides long. RefSeq names its product putative chitinase. Gene Ontology annotation, molecular function: hydrolase activity, hydrolyzing O-glycosyl compounds. Gene Ontology annotation, biological process: carbohydrate metabolic process. The record is from RefSeq and is a predicted model, not a curated record. NCBI's taxonomy places the organism in Eukaryota, Fungi, Basidiomycota, Agaricomycetes, Agaricales, Omphalotaceae. The coding region runs from base 1 to 960 and encodes 319 amino acids. The transcript has 9 exons.
AUGCACGGAUUCCGCGUAUCCAAUCUGCUCAUGACCGCUAGUGUGCUACUUAUGACUAUAUCCUCCCGCCUAAGCAGCGUCCGGGCUGCUCCAGUUCAAGCCCCCGCCACAUCUGGAGGAGGAGGAGCCCCCGCUGCGCCACACUUUGUUGUCUAUACGGAUAAAGGCUCAGAACCUGCACCUGAUGUUUCGAAGAUUUCUGGUUUCAACACGGUCGCAAUGUCCUUCCUUCUGACCUCGGGUGCCGCCGACCAAGCUAAGGCAUGGGAAACCUUAGCGCAAGCCCAGAAAUCUAGUAUCAAGAGCGCGUAUGAGAAAGCCGGGAUCAAGCUUAUUGUCUCAGCGUUUGGUUCGACUGAUUUACCCACAUCGAGUGACGCAAAAAGCACUGCCGCGACAAUGGCCAAGUGGGUUCAGAAUAAUAACGUGGAUGGGAUCGAUGUUGACUAUGAAGACCUCAAUGCUAUGAAUGCGCAAGAUGGAAAGGCUGAGCAGUGGUUGAUCGAUUUCACUAAUGCACUUCGAACUCAGCUUCCUCAAGGCAAAUAUAUCUUGACACAUGCUCCUCUUGCACCUUGGUUCAGCGCUUCCCACUACAAGUCCGGUGGAUACACCAAAGUCCACAAGGAGGUUGGAAGUAAGAUUGAUUGGUAUAACAUCCAGUUCUACAACCAAGGGACCGAAUAUACAACUUGCGAUGGUCUCCUCACUUCCUCUCCUACGUACCCCGGCUCGGCUGUGUUCGAGAUCAUGACAGGCGGCGUCUCAGCAGACAAGGUCGUCAUUGGAAAGCCUGGUGGACAGGCUGACGCUACAACUGGAUACAUGGCCCCGGCCGAUCUGGCAAAAUGUGUGGUGACUGCUAAGGGGAAAAACUGGAAUGGCGGUGUAAUGAGCUGGGAGUAUCCCGAGGCUGACGCACAGUGGAUCAAAACCGUGAAGGGAUCGUCGUUCCAGUGA